Molecule: messenger RNA, 1227 nt
Organism: Rubroshorea leprosula
Lineage: Eukaryota; Viridiplantae; Streptophyta; Magnoliopsida; Malvales; Dipterocarpaceae
Source: the annotation of a GenBank genome assembly
GUUGGGGCCUUUUGUUUUAACUCUAAUCGGCUUAGGGUUUGCUUUCUUCUUUCCCCCAAACCCUAAGUGAGGCGCGCGAAUAGCUGUAAUCGGAUCGAGAUUUUGUAGGAGGUAUGGGUCUUCGCGGAAGAGGCUAUGGCGGACGCAGAAGUAGAGGGGGAGGGUUUGGUUCAUCAUCCUCUAGUAGUGCUGAAUAUCGAAAGAAAUGUGCAGCUUCCUAUGCACCCAAAACUUCUUCUUCUAAGAGUUGGUUUCAAGAUAUGGAAGAUGAAGCCGAUUGUUACAUUUUGUACCACAUUCGUAUGAGGGCUUGAAUUGCUAUACUUUUCUACCUGUUUGUAUAAUUGAUCAUGGUUUCUGUAUUUAACAUUUUGAUUUAAGCACCUUUAUAUGUAAGGUUUCCUCUUACUUUGUAAUCAUGAUAUGCAUAUCUAUGUGCUUUUUCUUGUUAGUUUUUCGGGGUCUAGUAUUUGUACGUAGUCCUGUUUCAUCUAGGUUGGAGCAACUUUUGUGGCUUCUGUUUUCUGCCUCAGAACAACUGAACUGAACUAAGAUUUGAAUGCAGAAUUUGAAAACUCGGGGAGAAGAACAUCCAUCUCGUGCUAAGGUUAUGCAAGAGCUUGAAGACUUGUGUGGUAUGGUGUUUUAUUGACCAUUGUUUUGCUAUCUUUACUGGUUUCCUCUUAAAUAUUUUAUAAUUCAACUUGUGAAUAAUAGUAGACUGAAUAACGCAUCUGUAGCUAGUUUCCUUUAGUUGUAACUACUAAUGUGAAAAUUGUAGUGAUGAUGCAUUCCCUUUAAUUUUUGUGCACUUGCUUGACAGGUGGAUAUAAGUCUCUUUGGGGUAAAUGGUGGACAGAGAAGCAUGACAAGGAACUGUGUAAAGAGUGGACAAUAACUUAUCAGAAUAGGAUGACUCAGUUUGGUCCAGAGUACUGCAGGAGACUUGGAAUGAAGGAAAUUGUUGAAAAUGUAUGCAAGGGUGUACCGUCAUCAAGGUCGACGAGGCAUUUGAUUGAUGAGGUUUUAGAGUAUUGUAUUUAGUAUCUUAGGUAAUAUUAUGGUACUUAUAUGGGCAUUUGAUUGAUAAGGUUCUUGAGGAUUGUAUUUAGUAUUUUAGGUAAUAUUAGUAAAAAUUUUACAUAUAAUGGUGUUUAUAUAUUAUGUGAAAUCAGACAGCUUGUAUAUAUGUAACUGAUUUUUUUUUAAAAAAAAAAAAUUUAUGUG